This is a messenger RNA of Mesorhabditis belari, 1692 nucleotides long. NCBI's taxonomy places the organism in Eukaryota, Metazoa, Nematoda, Chromadorea, Rhabditida, Rhabditidae. The record is from the annotation of a GenBank genome assembly.
AUGGUCAAAGGCGUCGACGUGAAAAAGAAAGUCCUCAAGCGGAAAUUCAAAAAGAUGAAGGAGGCCAACGAGAUGGCAAAGAAAAAGAAGAAAGUGGAGAGGCUUGUUCAACAAGAAGAAGCAUCAUCUGAUGAGGAGCACCCAGCAAGUGAUGAUGGAAAGCCCGAUGUGAACGAACUUAAUGGAGAAUCUAAUGAUGGAGAUGGAACCUCGACACCGGAUGUAGUCAACUUUUUGUCGAAGCAAAAUUUCGAUUCACUGAAGGGACGUGUUUCUGAUGCGACGCUAAAGCAAAUUUCUUCGAUGGGUUUUACGACAAUGACGGAAAUUCAACAUCGUACGAUAGAGCCACUUUUGGAGGGACGAGAUGUUUUGGCUUCAGCAAAAACUGGCUCCGGGAAAACGUUGGGUUUUCUUGUUCCCGCAAUCGAAUUGCUCAUCAAACUUGAUUGGAAAAUUCAUAAUGGCACCGGCGUUAUGAUUAUUUCCCCAACACGCGAAUUGUCGAUGCAAACAUACGGUGUACUGAGUGAACUGCUUGAAGGGCAUCCGCAUCUGACACAUGGCCUAAUUAUGGGCGGAUCAAAUAGAAGCACCGAAGUGGAGAAACUUGCCAAGGGCAUUUCAAUUCUUGUGGCUACUCCCGGACGUCUUCUUGACCAUCUGCAAAAUACGAAAGCUCUCGACGUGCACAACUUAAAAUGUUUGAUCAUUGAUGAGGCUGAUAGAAUCUUGGACAUUGGUUUUGAGAUCGAAAUGCAGCAAAUUCUUCGCUAUCUUCCGAAACGACGACAAACAAUGCUCUUCUCAGCCACGCACACUCCUAAAGUUGAUGAGCUUGUUCGGCAAGCCUUAGAAUCAAACCCUCUAAAAGUUGACGUGCAAUCGAAAGAAGAACGAGCCACCGUCGAAGGAUUGGAGCAGGGUUAUGUGGUGUGUCCGUCGGAGAGACGUUUCCUUCUGCUAUUCACUUUCUUGAAGAAAAAUAAAGGCAAAAAGAUUAUGGUCUUCUUUUCAUCGUGCAAUAGUGUCAAAUUCCACUACGAGUUGCUCAACUACAUCGAUCUGAAAGUCGAGUGCAUACAUGGUAAGCAAAAGCAACAGAAACGAACAACGACCUUUUUCGAGUUCUGUCGAGCCGAAAGUGGCAUUCUGCUUUGUACAGAUGUGGCUGCUAGGGGCCUUGAUAUUCCAGCGGUUGACUGGAUCAUUCAAUUCGACCCACCAGAUGAGCCAAGAGAAUACAUUCACAGAGUUGGACGUACAGCUCGUGGAAAGGAUGGAACGGGAAACGCGUUGAUCAUUCUACGACCCGAAGAGCUCGGUUUUCUUCGUUACUUGCGCCAAGCGAAAGUGGUGUUGAAUGAAUUUGAUUUCAGCUGGAAUAAGGUUGCAAAUAUUCAAUCGCAAUUAGAGGAACUUAUUGGGAAAAAUUAUUAUCUCAACAAGAGCGCCAAGGAGGCGUAUAAAUCCUACGUGAGGGCUUAUGAUUCGCAUUCAUUGAAGGAGAUUUUUGACGUUGGAGGCCUUGAGCUUAUCUCUGUCGCGAAAUCUUUCGGAUUUACCGUGCCACCAUUUGUCGAACUUCCGAUUGCGCACAAGAAUAGGGCCGAAGUGCGGAACAAGUUAAACGGAGCCGGAUACAAGAAACGAAAGCAAUUGUCAUUCACUCAAAAGAAGAAGCAUCACGGA